Molecule: messenger RNA, 2683 nt
Organism: Enhydra lutris kenyoni (northern sea otter)
Lineage: Eukaryota; Metazoa; Chordata; Mammalia; Carnivora; Mustelidae
Product: serum/glucocorticoid regulated kinase 1
Exons: 12
Coding region: 282-1619 (445 amino acids)
Biological process (GO): protein phosphorylation
Molecular function (GO): ATP binding; phosphatidylinositol binding; protein serine/threonine kinase activity
Source: RefSeq, a predicted model, not a curated record
CCCCCUCCCCUACACAUUCCUGACCUCUCCCUCCCCCUUCCCUCUUUCUUUCCUUCCUUCCUCCGCUUCCAAGUUCUGGGAUUUUGCAGCCUUGCCUGGCUUUGGCCAAAAGCACAAAAAAGGCGUUUUCGGAAGCGGCUCGGCCGUGCACAAGGGCCAUUUGUUUGUUUUGGGUCUCGGGGCAGGAAAUCUUGCCCGGCCUGAGUCACGGCGGCUCCUUCAAGGAAACGUCAGUGUUCUCCUGUCGCCCUCGCCCGCUGCGCGCCCGGCCGCCGCUGCCCAUGAGGGAGAUGCAGGGCGCGCUGACCAGGGCCCGGCUCGAGUCUCUGCUUCGGCCCCGCCACAAAAAGAGGGCCGAGGCGCAGAAACGCAGCGAGUCCUUCCUGCUGACUGGCCUGGCUUUCAUGAAACAGAGGAGGAUGGGCCUGAACGACUUUAUUCAGAAGAUUGCCAGUAACUCCUAUGCAUGCAAACACCCUGAAGUUCAGUCCAUUUUGAAAAUCUCCCAACCUCAGGAGCCUGAGCUUAUGAAUGCCAACCCUUCUCCUCCACCAAGCCCUUCUCAGCAAAUCAACCUUGGCCCAUCAUCCAAUCCUCACGCUAAACCAUCUGACUUUCACUUCUUGAAAGUGAUUGGAAAAGGCAGUUUUGGGAAGGUUCUUCUAGCAAGACACAAAGCAGAAGAAGUAUUCUAUGCAGUCAAAGUUUUACAGAAGAAAGCCAUCCUGAAAAAGAAGGAGGAGAAACAUAUUAUGUCGGAACGAAAUGUUCUGCUGAAGAAUGUGAAACACCCUUUCCUGGUGGGCCUCCACUUCUCUUUUCAGACUGCUGACAAAUUGUACUUUGUCCUUGACUACAUCAACGGUGGAGAGCUGUUCUACCAUCUCCAGAGGGAACGUUGCUUCCUGGAACCACGGGCUCGCUUCUAUGCUGCUGAAAUAGCCAGUGCCUUGGGUUACCUGCACUCUCUGAACAUCGUUUAUAGAGACUUAAAACCAGAGAAUAUUCUGCUGGAUUCACAGGGACACAUUGUCCUUACUGACUUUGGGCUCUGCAAGGAGAACAUCGAACACAACGGCACGACAUCCACCUUCUGUGGCACGCCCGAGUAUCUCGCACCCGAGGUGCUCCACAAGCAACCUUAUGACAGGACAGUGGACUGGUGGUGCCUGGGGGCCGUCUUAUAUGAGAUGCUAUAUGGCCUGCCUCCUUUCUAUAGCCGCAACACAGCUGAGAUGUACGACAACAUUCUCAACAAGCCCCUCCAGCUGAAGCCAAAUAUUACCAACUCUGCCAGACACCUCCUGGAGGGCCUCCUGCAAAAGGACAGGACAAAGAGGCUGGGCGCCAAGGACGACUUUAUGGAGAUUAAGAGUCAUGUCUUCUUCUCCCUAAUUAACUGGGAUGAUCUCAUUAACAAGAAGAUUACACCCCCUUUUAACCCAAAUGUGAGUGGACCUAGUGACCUGCGGCACUUCGAUCCUGAGUUCACCGAAGAGCCAGUCCCCAACUCCAUCGGCAGGUCUCCCGACAGCAUCCUUCUCACAGCCAGCGUUCAGGAGGCUGCCGAGGCCUUCCUGGGCUUCUCCUACGCCCCUCCCAUGGACUCCUUCCUCUGAACAGUCCUCGAGGUUGGUCUUGAAGGAUUUUAUGUGUGUCCGUAAGCGUUUUUAGUUAGCCUCGUGGCGGAGCUGCCGGCUGACAGGACAUCUUACAAGAGAAUUUGCACAUCUCUGGAAGCUUGCACAUCUUGGCAAUCUUAUUGCACACUGUUUGCUGGAAGCUUUUUGAAGAGCACACCCUCCUCUCAGUGAGCUCAUGAGGUUUUCAUUUUUAUUCUUCCUUCCAACAUGGUGCUAUCUCUGAGCAUUGCGUGCCGCCUUGGACAGAUGGCAGUAGUCUUAGUGGGUGACGCGGUUCUGAGAAGGGUUUUCGGAAGGGUCCGUCUGGGCCGUGAUAACGAAUCUUACGAAAUGUGCCUUUUCCGAUGAGAUCGUGUUAGCUCCAAAGCUUUUCCUUUUGCAGAGUGUUUCAGUACUUUAUUUUUCCUUGUGGAUUUCCUGUGUGAACAGUGGUAUGAGUGUGGUAUGCUUGAUCCCAGACGGAUUUCGUCCUAAGCCUCAAUGUGACACUUGCAGGACACUACAAUGUGGGACAUUGUUCGUUUCUUCCAUAUUUGGAAGAUAAAUUUACGUGUAGACCGUUUGUUUUUGUUUGUUUGUUUGUUUUGUAAGAUACAGUUAAUAACGAAAAUUUAUUGAAAAUGGUCUUGCAAUGACUUGUAUCCAGAUGCUUAAAGAAAGCAUUGCUGCUACAAAUAUUUCUAUUUUUAGAAAGGGUUUUUAAUGGACCAAUGCCCCAGUUGUCGGUCAAAGCCUGGUAUUUUUCAUUGUUUAAAAUGUCACCUGUAAAAUGGGCAUUAUUUAUGUUUUUCUUUCUUUCUUUCUUUUUUUUUUUUUUGCAUUCCUGAUAAUUGUAUGUAUUGUAUAAAGAAAGUCUGUACAUUGGGUUAUAACACUAGUAUAUUUAAACUUACAGGCUUAUUUGUAAUGUAAACCACCAUUUUAAUGUACUGUAAUUAACAUGGUUAUAAUAUGUACAAUUCCUCCCCCCACCACCACACAACUUUUUUUGUGUGUGAUAAACCAACUUUGGUUUGCAAUAAAACCUUGAAAAAUAUUUA